Sycon ciliatum is the source of this 2990-nucleotide messenger RNA. RefSeq names its product mitogen-activated protein kinase kinase kinase 7-like. Lineage: Eukaryota; Metazoa; Porifera; Calcarea; Leucosolenida; Sycettidae. The coding region runs from base 180 to 1700 and encodes 506 amino acids. The record is from RefSeq and is a predicted model, not a curated record. The transcript is spliced from 16 exons. Gene Ontology annotation, molecular function: ATP binding; MAP kinase kinase kinase activity; magnesium ion binding. Gene Ontology annotation, biological process: JNK cascade; protein phosphorylation; positive regulation of canonical NF-kappaB signal transduction.
CCCUUCACCAGUCCUACCUAUUCACUGACGAAGAGAACUGAGAAUCUACAAUAAUAUAGUGCUCUUUCUUCCAUGAGCGAUGAUAAUAGUUACUCGUUUCGGCUCCGGGCAUAGGAGAUGCUGUGCGGGAGGUUUCUGUUGACGGACUUAAGCUGCCCUGAUUGGUGCCUCCGUCCGAGAUGGCGCCUGGAGAGGCAGCACCCAAUUUUCAGGAAAUAAAAUACUCUGACAUAGAAUUUAGAAGUGUUGUGAACUCGGGAACAUUUGGCGUCGUGAAGGAGGCGAUAUGGAGUGGCAAACGUGUUGCUGUCAAAACUAUGGAGUCAGAGGAGGAGAAGAAAGCGUUUCGUAAUGAACUGAAGCAGCUUUCCCGAAUUCAUCAUACAAACAUCGUUAUGCUGUUUGGAGCAGUUAACGACGGCAGUAAGACAUGCCUGGUGAUGGAAUUCGCGGAUGGUGGCUCGCUCUACGAUGUAUUGCACAACGAGAGCCACCAGAUUCGGUACACCACGGCGCAUGCUCUCAGCUGGAUGUUGCAGUGUGCCAGGGGUGUUGAGUACCUCCACGGCAUCAAACUUGUGCACCGAGAUCUAAAAUCUCCCAACCUGCUUCUGGUGCACCCGGGCACCGUUCUGAAGAUCUGUGACUUUGGCACGGCGUGUGAAGCACGCACACACAUGACCAACUGCACUGGAAGCGCUGCCUGGAUGGCCCCGGAAGUGUUUGAAGACACUCUGUACAGUGAAAAGUGUGAUGUAUACAGUUUCGGCAUCAUUCUUUGGGAGGUUUUGUCUGGGCAGAAACCGUUUGAUGACAUCAAGAAAGGAGCAUUUGCCAUCAUGUGGGCUGUGCACACAGGCAAUCGACCCAAGCUAAUUUACAGCAUUCCGAAAAUCUUGCUAACCAUGAUCACAAGAUGUUGGGAUCAGGAUCCGACUGUAAGGCCGUCCUUCUCCGCGUUGAGCAAGCAGUUAGAGUAUCUCAUCAAGUACUUUGAUGGGCAGGAACAAAUAUCGCUUGACGACGACAGUCAACAGGAAGCACGGGCAGGCCCGCUUGAUUCCGAAGGUGCCCUGACGCAAAUCCACAGUUCCGGCAGCGAUGCACAUUCCACCGUGUCAAGUGCCGCAGGAGAGCUGGACCAGCUCACGGCGAACGCUGAGCGAAUGCAGAUGACGGAUAGCUCCCAAACCUCCACUGUCAGCAAUGAGAGCAAGGAGCACCUGGCGGGAGCGGCGGUGGCACCACGCUACCUCUCUACUGAGGGAAGGGCCUCCACCUACUCGUCAUCCGGCAGUAGCUCCGCGUCUAGAGGAGGACGAGGCUCGAUAUUCAACAGCCUACGACGUGCCGGAGUAGCAUCCCCGUUUGCUAGCAAUGACGGCUGUUCAAAUGCAGUGCAGCACCCGGAUUUGGAUGUUCAGCUGCAACCAUUGCCACCAACACCAGAGUCACAAACUUCUGUAGAUAUCUAUGAGGAACAUAUGGGGCUUGCCAACAGCUACAUGGAUUUGAGGCGGCAGUUUCGAGUAGCUCAAGAAGAGAGCCGUGAAUUGGACUUAUACUUGCUUCAAGACAAGCGUGAUGCCGAGCAGGGUCAGAUGCGGCUGCGGCGCUUCAAGGAACUCCUGGAGCAGAAGGAACAACUGCUGGAGGAGCAAGAGGAAUGGAAAAAACAACUUCGACAGUACGAGUCAUGAUGGCCCGGUUGUUACAUGACCGUGCUGGUUAACUUUCGGUGACCAGCUUAAUGUUCCAGCCCUCUGAUGCCCGUGUACAUUGCAUCCUUGCCCCGUCCUAUCCCGUAUGGUGGUAACUGAGGGGUACGUCAUGAGAACGCGUUCCACUUGCCCGUGUGCUGAACUGGCUUGGGGGAGCACUGCAUGCCUUGUAGGUUGCGUCGAGAGCCACACAGCCCAUCGCUAUGCAGCUUGGGUUUGUUAUGGUUGGCGUAGCGUUGGCUCAGAGCACGCCACACGUGCACCCGCCGCAGCUUCUGUGAGUGUCACGGUUUGUCACGUUGUACUGGUGCUGGCUUGCCUCCUGUAGCAACCAUGUACCCUGGCCUGGGGGCGUUUUAUGAUGGCGUUGACGGUGUCCACAAGCAAAUCUCGUAUUUUUAUCUGCACUGAUUUGGUGGAUAGACUUGAAUUGUACAGUCACUCAGCAUGUUUAACUCCCUUUCUUUCCCAUUCUUUUCUAUCUUUGCCAUAUAUUUGCCCUUUCCCAAUUCUCAGAUUAUUGACUAGCUUUACACCUACUUCGUAGUAAGCAGCUUUAGAUUUUGAAUACUCGCUGUUUGACAGGUGUGCAUGCAUGGCAUGCCAAUACUUUUCUUGAUACGCAAUCCAUGAAACGAAACAAUGUGGCGAUGUCCACGCGUGUUGCUCCUGGCCAGCUGCACUUGCAGCACCGCAUGCCCAGUUUGUGCCACGAUAUUCGCAUCACAAAGAUGCUAUGUAUAAUACUUAUGUACAGAACGAAAGCCGGUAUGAAACACAUGACAUCUAACUUCACUGCUUCCCUAGGCUUUCUGAUUCGGCUUGCUUUUAUGACAUGCGUUAUUUUAUCGUUUGACCCCCCCCCCCCUUCAUUAUUUUACUAAACGUCCCUUGUACAUUAUUGUGUCUGUCUCCUUGCUCCCUCGUUGACGCUUUCUUACUAGUCGUUAGUCGUUUGCUGUUGUUGCGUUCACAAGCCGUGGGCAUUGUAUAUAGUCGGUCUCGAGCUGCUCGCGGACUGUUCUCAGACCAGCUGGCAUGCUUGCUGAACUAACUUACUAGUCGUUAUUCAUUGCUUAUGCUGCUGCCACUAGAUACAUAGUUCACUCGAUUUCCACCGGGUCUCCGGUAGCCAGUGUGCCUGCUUUUCGAGACUUUGUUACAAGCUUGUACAUGCUGCUGCACCUAAGGACUUGUUAGGUUGCAGCGUGUGUUUUGUUUUUCAUUGAUUAUACAUGUAGUGCCAUUCGUUACACAGCCAUUACUGGA